ACCGUGACCUUUCAUAGCCGCCAUUUUAUAAAAAGAGCCAGUUAGCAGAAGGUGUGAAAUUGGAAUAACUGUUCGAUUUUGGACGAGACUCUGAUGAAUCGUCUCACCGAAGUCUUUUCUAAAAACCGUAUAAAAUGUGGGAUAAAAUGAUGCUGAUGCGUCACCCCACGUCAGUCACAGAAAGUUGUUCACAAAGUGAGUUUGUAAUAACUGUGUGACUUCCUAGGAUAUCAAGAUUAUUUCGUUUUGUGGAUUCGUAUUUUUAACUCAAAGGAAGGUGAAAUUGUAGUUUGUUCUCAAAACGGCCAGUUUGGGCCUUUAAACCGACUCUCAAAAUGACAGGAAGAGGCCAUUUGAUUUUGUUUGUCAGUGUUUGGAUGGCAGUAUGUUGUAUCUUGGAGCAGACGACAGCUCAAGUUGCGAAUCUUGAAGAUAACAUACAAGUAGUCCAGAAGAGGAGUCUAGCCAGAGAUGAAGGAUAUUACGCUGAAGAUGAAAAUCUGGAAGAUGUGGCAGAUCGAUGGAGAUUGGACCCACUGGAUCUGCUUCUGCAGUUUAACAGUCGCAAGCGACGUGAAGCCAUUGGAAAACGAAACACUAACGAUGCAGAUGGACCAGCAAACGCCGCCCUGGUCGAGGAUGAAGUCGUACACGGCGACAGGGUGAGACGCCAGGGACCCGCAAACGCCGCCCUGGUCGAUGAUGAAGUCGUACACGGCGACAGGGUGAGACGCCAGGGACCUGCAAACACCGCCCUGGUCGAUGAUGAAGUCGUACACGGCGACAGGGUGAGACGCCAGGGACCCGCAAACACCGCCCUGGUCGAUGAUGAAGUCGUACACGGCGACAGGGUGAGACGCCAGGGACCUGCAAACGCCGCCCUGGUUGAUGAUGAAGUCGUACACGGCGACAGGGUGAGACGCCAGGAUGAUGACGCCGAACUGACGAAGGAGCUGAAACGUCUUUUGAGGGAAGAACGGAAGAGAAAGAAGAAGUUGUUCAAGGAACUGAGGAAGGAGCGGCGUAGAAACCAGAGAAGACUGAGGAAGCAAGCUGCAAAAAAGAGGAAACAAUUAGCACGGAAAGCCAGGAAAUUUAAUAGAAAGGAAUUCUCCAAAGCCAUUAAGGAUGGCGACAUGGCAGUUCUGGAACGAAUGCUAAACAUCGAGAUCGACGUGCAGAUUAACAUGGACGACAUCUGUAAACACUCCCACGACCACAGUCACGCAGAUGUGACCUGUGACCCGGAAGCUAUCUACCGCACCUUAAACGGCUCAUGUAAUAAUAUUAAUCAUCAUAGCUGGGGGAGUACGCUGGAGCCAUUGGUCAGAUGGCUAGACGCCAACUACAGCAGUCAUGGUCACUUCCUUCCACGCGAGUACUUCAUCUCCCCUCGUGACGUAUCGACGACGUUUGUUGAGGCCGAUGACGGCGCGCCAGACAAGGCUCAACCAGGAGUUAGCAUUCUUAUGAUGCAUUGGGGGCAGUUCACUGAUCACGACAUCACACACACACCAGCUGCUCAUGACGAGUGUGAUUGCAAGACUUUGAACUCAUCUUGCUACCCACUUCAAAUCCCACAAGACGAUGCAUACUUCCAAGGCCGGGAGUGUUUCGAAGUUCCCCGGACCCUCUCUCACUGCGGUGACGAAACCAAAAGAGAACAGUUCAACGAGAUCACGGCGUUUGUGGACGCGUCCAAUGUGUACGGAUCAACCCAGGCAGAGUUGGAUGAGCUUAGGUAUUAUCCUCAAGAUGGCAUACCAGAUUCAGAGAACGUUGCGUGUGGUUGGAUGCGAGUGGAUGAGAUCCCUGGUCACGAAGGCCAGGGUUCCCUCCUCCCCAAUCACGGUGAAGUAACUGGAAACUGCUUCGGCGAGGACGAAGAGAAGAAAAUCUUUGCUGGAGAGGCGGGCGAUUUUCGCGCCAUGGAACAACCGGGUUUGACGAGUCUCCACACUUUGUGGGUGCGCAACCACAAUUUGCUAGCGGACGGGCUGAGGAGCCGGAAUCCUGGAUGGUCUUGCGAUCGUGUAUUCGAAGAGGCUCGGAAAAUCAACGGCGCCAUGAUGCAGGCUAUCGACUACAAUGAAUACCUUCCAACCUUACUAGGAACAACUGAAUACAGCAAUUACAUCGGUGACUACACUGGGUAUGACCCCGACCUUAACCCGUCGAUAUCUAACGUGUUCGCAACAUCGGGAUAUCGUCAGGGGCACAGCGCUGUUGACACGGUGAUCGAGCGAUACAUUUAUAAAAACGAUGCCGAUGGUGAUGAGGUAUUGAAGCGCCUCGACCCUCUCCCAAUGACCGAAGUGUUCUUCAACGCCCGGUUCAUGUACGACUUCGAAAAUGGAAGCGUAGAUGGAUUCAUGCAAGGAAUGAUCAGACAACAAUGUCGUAAAAUUGACCGGUUCAUGAGCUCAGCAUUGCUAAAUCAUUUGUUUAUUAGCCCCGAUGCCCCAUCAAACACACCGGGCCUGGAUCUCUUGUCCUUGAACAUCCUCCGUGGUCGAGACAAUGGAAUUCAACCUUACUUUCAAUGGCGAAAAUUCUGCAAGCUGUCUGAAAUCACAGGGUGGUCUGAUCUUGCAAAAGACAAUUUGAUGACAACAGAAACGAUCAAUAAACUUAAGGAGACAUAUGGAGAGGAAGAUAUUGAUGUGCAAAGAAUCGACCCAUUCAUUGGUUUCAUCGCCGAGGAGCCGUCCCCAGGAGGGACCCUAGGCCCUACUCUAUCGUGUAUCAUCGGUGACCAGUUUAGAAGACUGCGGAAUGGGGAUCGGUUCUUCUAUCUCAAUCCCGAAGGCGCACAGGCUUUUACUGAAGCUCAACGAGAGGCCAUCCACAAGGUGACUAUGGCCCGUGUGCUUUGCCAUAACUUGGAUAAGCCCGUAGAGUUCCAGCUUAAUGUCUUUAAGCUUCCUGAUGAAGACAACCCUGAGUACGACUGUUUCGCCUAUGACACCAUUCCUCCGAUUGAUCUAGAUCCGUGGUGUGAGGAUCCGGACCAAUGCGUCGCCAAAGAUGAAGGCAUUUAAUCGUCGCAGUUCAGAGGUCAAAGGUCAUUGUCAAUCUAAGCGUAAGAAAGCAUUUAGCAGAUUUUCAUCAAGCUCUUUUCAUCGUAGCUACUGACAUGGCUGACAAGGAUAAUAAAUAAUUAAUAUUUAUAACUUCGUUGUGUAAAUUUGCUUGAGAAAAGUAUUAAUGAUUAAAAAAAACAGUACGUAUUUUUAAGAAACAGAUUUAAAAUGUUCAUAAUCCAUUCUAAUUUUUGUUGAUACUAUAACAGCAAUAAAGAUAGAAGUGACCUCUUAUAGUUUCAUAUCGUAUGGUAACGAUCAUCAAGUGUUUUCGGCUUACUGAUUUUUCUAUUAAUCAUAAUUUAAUGGGACUGUAUGAAAAGUGUCUAACUUUACUACAAAAUAUACUUCAUUAUCUUGGUUAAGUUUGAAAUGUAUAUUGUUUCCAUGUUAACAACGGAUACUUGAACGCAAUUCAAAGUUUUUUGUGUAUUUAUUGCAUAGAAUAUAAAUAAGGAUGUGUAGAUAAUGAUUUGGACCCAAUCAACAUAAUUUAGGGCGGCAUACACAUGGAGGUUUGUUUGGUUUUCAUUGGAAUUAAUUUUGGAAUUUUCUUUUAAUUGUUAUCAUUAUUGUAAGAAUGGUAUUGUGGUAGAUAUCAUUAACUAAAAUAUAAUAUUGUAUAAGAUGACUAUAAAGAUCGAUUUCUUUGACUUAAACGCUCACUUACUUGCCAGUCUUUAAAAAUACAUUAAAGUUGCCAAAGCAUGAA
This is a messenger RNA of Lytechinus pictus (painted urchin), 3795 nucleotides long. RefSeq names its product eosinophil peroxidase-like. The record is from RefSeq and is a predicted model, not a curated record. The transcript has 13 exons. Gene Ontology annotation, biological process: response to oxidative stress. Gene Ontology annotation, molecular function: peroxidase activity; heme binding. Bases 336 to 3041 code for a protein of 901 amino acids. NCBI's taxonomy places the organism in Eukaryota, Metazoa, Echinodermata, Echinoidea, Temnopleuroida, Toxopneustidae.